Arthroderma uncinatum is the source of this 1485-nucleotide messenger RNA. Its product is annotated as centromere/microtubule-binding protein cbf5. The coding region runs from base 1 to 1485 and encodes 494 amino acids. The record is from RefSeq and is a predicted model, not a curated record. Gene Ontology annotation, biological process: box H/ACA sno(s)RNA 3'-end processing; mRNA pseudouridine synthesis; snRNA pseudouridine synthesis. Gene Ontology annotation, cellular component: box H/ACA snoRNP complex. The transcript has 5 exons. NCBI's taxonomy places the organism in Eukaryota, Fungi, Ascomycota, Eurotiomycetes, Onygenales, Arthrodermataceae. Gene Ontology annotation, molecular function: RNA binding; pseudouridine synthase activity.
AUGGAAGUUGCUACUACCGGCAAAGGCGAUGUUGCCGACUACAGCAUCAAGCCUGAAGCUGUUGCUCCUCCAAUUCCCACGUCAGAAUGGCCUCUUCUCUUGAAGAAUUAUGACAAGCUACUUGUGCGAACCAGCCAUUUCACUCCAAUCCCCAAUGGCUGCACUCCUCUUAAGCGUGACUUGAAAUCCUAUAUCAGCUCUGGUGUCAUUAACCUCGAUAAACCAUCGAACCCAUCGAGUCACGAGGUUGUCGCAUGGAUGAAGAGAAUGCUCAGAGUGGAAAAGACUGGACACAGUGGAACGCUAGAUCCCAAGGUUACCGGAUGUCUGAUCGUGUGUAUUGAUCGUGCGACUCGCCUCGUGAAGUCGCAGCAGGGAGCUGGAAAGGAGUACGUCUGUGUUAUCAGACUGCACGACAAGAUUCCCGGAGGCCAGGCGCAAUUCGCUCGUGCCCUCGAGACGUUGUCUGGAGCCUUGUUCCAGCGACCCCCGCUGAUUUCUGCCGUCAAGCGUCAGCUUCGUAUCCGUACGAUUUAUGAGAGCAAGCUUUAUGAGUUCGAUAACGACCGACACCUUGGUGUCUUCUGGGUUAGCUGUGAGGCUGGUACUUAUAUCAGAACUCUCUGUGUUCACUUGGGUCUGCUUUUGGGAGUUGGAGCUCAUAUGCAGGAGCUUCGUCGUGUUCGCAGUGGAGCUAUGGACGAGAAAGAUGGCAUGGUUACGUUGCACGAUGUCUUGGAUGCUCAGUGGAUGAUGGAUAACCACCGCGAUGAAUCAUACCUCAGGAGGGUCAUUAGGCCGUUGGAGAGCUUGUUGACUUCAUACAAGCGUGUUGUUGUCAAGGACAGCGCUGUUAAUGCUGUCUGCUACGGAGCCAAGCUUAUGAUUCCAGGUCUCCUGCGAUUCGAGGCUGGAAUUGAGGUUUAUGAAGAGGUUGUCCUCAUGACCACCAAGGGUGAGGCUAUUGCUAUUGGUAUUGCUCAGAUGUCCACUGUUGAGCUAUCUACCUGCGAUCACGGUGUCGUUGCAAAGGUUAAGCGUUGUAUCAUGGAGCGCGAUCUCUACCCCAGACGAUGGGGCAUGGGUCCAGUUGCACUUGAGAAGAAGAAGCUCAAGGCUGACGGAAAGCUUGACAAAUAUGGCCGCAACAACGCUUCCACCCCAGCCAAGUGGCAGUCUGAGUAUAAGGAUUACGAUCCUCAAUCUGCCGGUGCCGUGAACGCUGUCCCACCACCUGCCGCAGCAACCCCCGCAAAGGCCGCUCCAGUUGCUCCAUCAUCUCCUGAGAAGGACGAGGAUGAAGAUAUGGAGGAUGGCGAAAAGAAGCGCAAGAGAAAGGACGCCGAGACCCCAGAGGAGCGAGAAGAACGAAAGCGCGCAAAGAAAGAGAAGAAGGAAGCAAAGGAAAAGAAGAAGCAAGAGAAAAAAGAGAAGAAGGAAAAGCGGAAAUCCAAACAGGCCGAUGACGCGAGCAGCAGCGAGUAA